GUUCUAAAUUUGUAGCUUUCGUGACUGCAAUGAUUCAUACUCUUAGGUUUUUUCGGUAAAGUCACGUAGGUAAAACAAUAAUAAAUAACUAAAACAAUAUAAAUAAUAAAAUAACAAAUCAGGGGGGAAGAGGGGGGCUUAUCUGAAUGUGGUUGCCGGGAAGUGGCGGGGGUGUCGGGGCUAAAAGAGAACAAAUGAGCACAUCAGCUCAGGGUUGUGGCCGGUGUUAGCUGAUAGUAAGCAUAAAAGUACUGGUAAACGCUGGGGAUGUUAACACUCGGUAAAGUAUAAUAUUACCUGUCAAAUAAGAUGGUACAAAUAUGUGUAGUUAAAUAUUUUUUACAUGGUUAAUAACAUCUUUCCAAUGAUUACUCAUUCGUGUUACUUAGUGCAGUAAAUACGUGUUACUUAUUGCAGUAAAAACAACUCAUCGCAUGAACCAUCCUGCGCUCCUAGAAUAUCAACUCUGUCAAUGCAUUAAACGUAAGAUUAUAUAUUUUCUUUAAACAUUCGACUGCGGAGUCACUUGAGUUGAAUUUGAGUGGUGAUGAUUGUGCACCGUGCCUUCAAGGCGCGCGACCCUUCUGCAGUGCGUGAGCUACUCAUCUCUUGCCACGUAAAAUGUUAAACUUUCCAUAUAAUGUCGGUUAAUUUUGAGUAAUUUUCUUCAGUUUGUUGUCCAUCUGAAAAUCCAUAAAUUUAUUCAUUUCAAAGUUCGAUUAAAACGUCCAGUUAAAAGUUCGGUGACAAGGGACGAUUGACAUGGCGCGCAGUCCUCACCAUAGCGCGAGAGGAGGAAUCGCGAGCGCGCGAGGCAAAACUUAAAUAGAAAAUAUUUCGUUGGAAUUAAAUGAGUAGUAUGUUGAAGCAUCUUGUCUUGCAAAAAAUUCGAGUGCGUUUUAAAUAGUGUUCAUCAGUAACACUUUUGAAAACCGACAAUCAUCAUAUCUUGCCCUGACCGAACAAUGUCUCCCAAAUGUUGGUUGUUCACUUGUUUAGAAUUAUAAUUUAUAUCGUGAGCAUUGUCGUAUAUUGCAUAAGUAACGUACAUUAAAGAAGUGAUCUUCGUGAUGAUGUAUUAACUAGAUGCAUGUAAGUAUGAACGUUACGGGAGUAAUCGAGCCCAAAGGCAGGCGUGAUAAACACAGUGAGUAUGGAGGCAACUCCCUCACUAGAGCUGAGUGCUGGAUGAUCUCAGCGACGUCCGCAUUCAGUACGCCGCUUCUAUAAUAACCUCGGGCCUGGAGGACGCUCGGUUCGAAUUCGUGAGAGCGCUGAUUUCGGUUUCCAAGAGGCGAGGCGAUAAAAGCGACGUCUUGAGAUGGCGGAAACUGCUCCUGCUCAACCACCAGCUGCGGCUACUUCAGCGCCUAAAAGCCCCAAGAAGAAGCGCGCCGCUCCAAAGGCCAAGAAGGUCGGCCCCAGCGUGUCCGAGCUCAUCCUCAAGGCUCUGGCCAGCAGCAAGGAGAGGAACGGCGUGUCUCUUCCUGCGCUCAAAAAGUCGCUUGCUGCCGGAGGAUACGACGUGGAGAAGAACAAUGCCCGCGUGAAGUUGGCCAUCAAGAAGCUCGUGGCCAAAGACGCCGUGGCGCAAGUGAAGGGCAGCGGCGCGUCUGGCUCUUUCAAACUCAACAAGGAAAAGGCUGCCGCAAAGGCGAAGCCCAAGUCGUCAACGGCAAAGCCCGCAGCUAAAAAGCCCGCGGCAGCCAAGAAGGUGAAGAAGCCCGCGGCAGCCAAGAAGACCGCGCCCAAGAAGUCUCCCAAGAAAGCAAAGAAGCCCGCGGCUGCCAAGGCGGCCAAGAGCCCCAAAAAGGUGAAGUCGGCUGUUAAGCCCAAGAAGGCGGCGAAGAGCCCAGCCAAGCCCAAGGCUGCGAAGCCCAAGGUCGCUAAGCCCAAGACCGUCAAGGCCAAGGCCGCCAAACCCAAGGUGGCCAAGCCCAAGAAGGCCGCGGCCAAGCCCAAGAAGACUGCGCCAAAGAAGUGAAUCCGAUGGGACGACCGACGCUCGAUUCACUCCACCUCAACGGCUCUUUUCAGAGCCACCCACUUCGUUAAAAAAGUGAACCAGAUGCUGCUGCGCUUCAAUUAGUUCAAAUUAACUGUGUAACAUUUCACCCACUCGAUGUGUUUUAAGCAUUGAUGUGAUGGGAGUGAUCGAGCCCGAAAGCAGGGAUCACAAACACAGGCGAGGCGGGUGGCAGCUCCCUCACUCGAACUGAGUGCAGAGUAAUCUCAGCGACGUCAGCAUUCUCGCUGGCGAUUCUAAUCUAAAUCCAGAUUCAAAAUCGAUGCAUUCUUGACGAACCUCCAAUUUUGAUUAUGUGUUGCACCUCUUCAUUCCGUCAUCAUGUUAC
Messenger RNA from Lethenteron reissneri (Far Eastern brook lamprey), 2354 nucleotides. RefSeq names its product histone H1.5-like. Gene Ontology annotation, biological process: nucleosome assembly. Gene Ontology annotation, molecular function: DNA binding; structural constituent of chromatin. Lineage: Eukaryota; Metazoa; Chordata; Hyperoartia; Petromyzontiformes; Petromyzontidae. Gene Ontology annotation, cellular component: nucleosome. The record is from RefSeq and is a predicted model, not a curated record.